AUGCCGUUCCAAGGAGAUGACUCCGAGCUUAGUAAACAAGCACCAUCGCAGACAUUAAAUACCGGUCAGCUGCCAAUUGCGCCACCAACUCAACAAAUCGGGACACAUCUGCCCGAAUUCCACGUAGACGCAACUAUGGCACCACGAAUAAAUCCACCGAACAUGAGUGACACAAACAUAGAGUCGUAUUUUUUGUCCCUAGAAUUCUGGUUUGCGGCCACGGGAGUUUCACAUGAUGGUAGAAAAUACAACCUCGUUAUGGCACAGGUACCACCAAACAAAUUAACUGAAUUAAGGGCAAUUAUCGACGCCACACCAGCACAAAAUCGAUACGACUAUAUUAAGAGUAAACUUAUUUCCCAUUUUGCGGAUAGCCAGCAGAGACGCGUGCAACGUGUCUUGUCCGACAUGCCCUUAGGGGAUCUCAAGCCCAGCCAACUCUUCAAUGAGAUGAGAUUGGUGGCCGGCAACGCCCUAUGCGAAACAGUUUUACUGGAUUUAUGGGCCUCGCGCUUACCUCCGUAUGCUCAAGCCGCAGUUAUCGCGUCUAAAGGCGAUGUUGCAGACAAGGUGACAAUUGCAGAUGCUAUAGUCGACUCGUUAAGUUUUCGCCAAGUUAACAUGGUAGGCAGCAUAUCGCCAUCUCAAGUAAAUCCACCCCCACCAGGUGAAAGAGAAGCAGUGACACUGGAAUCGUUACAAAAAGAAAUCUCUCAGCUAACAAAGCAAUUCCAGUCAUUGGCAAGUCGACGCUCCAGAAGUCGAAGCCAAAGCAGAUCGAGGAAUCAACGUAACAACCGCAGUGAAAGCACGUCCGCAACUGGUUUAUGCUGGUACCACGAACGUUAUGGCGCAAACGCCCGCAAGUGCAAAAGCCCUUGCAACUACAACACUCAGCAGUCUCACCAAUGA
This is a messenger RNA of Rhagoletis zephyria (snowberry fruit fly), 912 nucleotides long. RefSeq lists its product as uncharacterized. NCBI's taxonomy places the organism in Eukaryota, Metazoa, Arthropoda, Insecta, Diptera, Tephritidae. The record is from RefSeq and is a predicted model, not a curated record.